Aspergillus puulaauensis is the source of this 1068-nucleotide messenger RNA. RefSeq names its product protein transporter YIF1. The transcript has 3 exons. The record is from RefSeq and is a predicted model, not a curated record. Gene Ontology annotation, biological process: endoplasmic reticulum to Golgi vesicle-mediated transport. NCBI's taxonomy places the organism in Eukaryota, Fungi, Ascomycota, Eurotiomycetes, Eurotiales, Aspergillaceae. Bases 1 to 1068 code for a protein of 355 amino acids. Gene Ontology annotation, cellular component: endoplasmic reticulum membrane; COPII-coated ER to Golgi transport vesicle; Golgi membrane.
AUGUAUCGCCAGUCUUUUGCUCCUCCCCCGGCACACUCACCUCCACUUCAUCACCCCGUGCCUCAGCAUGUCUCUACAGUACCCAUGAUGCGCUCGCCGCCUCCUCCAACGUCUCAGCAGCCGCAGACGUCUGCCUAUGGCAAUCCUUACCAACCGGCUCCCGCACAGGGUGGCAGUGGGACGUAUGCCCCUGGAUUUGGCGGCUUUAUCAACGACCCCACGGCGCAGAUGGGAUUCCAUAUGGGCAAGACUGCGAUGGCAGCUGGACAGGAAUAUAUGGAACAGAACUUCAACCGCUACGUAUCCAUACCGGCGCUAAAGCACUACUUCAACGUCUCGAACUCCUAUGUGAUCAAUAAACUGGGCCUUGUGCUCUUCCCAUGGCGGCACAAGCCGUGGUCGCGCCAGCAGACACGCCUUACAACUGCUGCAGCUGGCCCGGAUGGCCAGAUAUCGCAGCAGCAGUAUUCGUCCAUGUUUCUUCCUCCGCGAGAUGACCUCAACUCGCCCGACAUGUACAUCCCUGUGAUGGCGCUUGUCACAUACAUCCUUUUGUCGGCGAUGCUAGCAGGCUUUCGCGGACAUUUCCAUCCGGAACUCCUUGGAGCGACAACUACGACGGCAAUCGCAGUCAUGGUCUUCGAGAUAUUUUGCCUGAAACUAGCCAUGUAUAUUCUCAGCAUCAACAACGAUUCCCAGUUGGUGGACCUGGUGGCAUACUCUGGCUAUAAAUUCGUGGGAAUAAUCACCACCCUGCUUACAUCUGAGAUCUUCACUCCCGGGAAAGGAACAGGUAGUUGGGUCGGAUGGGUUGCCUUCUUCUACACAUUCCUGGCCAACGCAUUCUUCCUGCUCCGCUCUCUCAAAUACGUGCUCCUUCCCGACUCAACAAGCGACACCUCCAUGCGCACCGGUUCGAUGCACACGGUAGCUCGCUCCCAGCGCAACCGCCGCACCCAGUUCCUGUUCAUCUACUCCUACGUUGUCCAGUUCAUCUUCAUGUGGGUUCUGAGCCGUGAGGGUCCAUCAAGCACUGCUUUUACUAUGGGCAAUGGAGCUUCGUCAUAA